CCGACGCGCCCACACCUUUUUUUAAAUAGUCGGUGAAAGACGAAACAGCUGAUUUGUUUCGGUUUAAAGCACAUGUUUCGUGCGGUAUAGUCGCAGAAUAUUAGUCAGUUUUUUCAUUGUAAAGUAUUGAAGUUCGUAAGUUCGAUAAAAUAUAAUUGACAAGGGUAAAGGACGUUCUUUUUAGUAAAUGGUUUUUUGUGAAAUGAAAAAUAUUCUCUAGGUUGUAUUUUUUGAAUAAUUUCUCUAACCCGAGAAAAAUGGCUGACCGUGAUAGCGCAUCCGAAAGCGACUCGAGUUCAAUCGACGGUGGUCCGAUUAUGAUGCCACCCUCUCCUAUUUCUCGUGAACAAUUACAAAAAAGAAUUGAAUCGCUUCAACAACAUAAUCGUGUUCUUAAAGUUGAACUCGAAACGUAUAAAUUACGAGUAAAGGCACUCCAGGAAGAGAAUCGUAGCCUUCGUCAAGCUUCUGUCAUUAUACAAGCUAAAGCGGAACAAGAAGAAGAAUUUAUAAGUAAUACAUUGUUAAAAAAGAUACAGGCUCUUAAGAAGGAGAAAGAAACGUUAGCUCAUCAUUAUGAACAAGAAGAAGAAUGUUUAACAAAUGAUCUGUCCAGAAAAUUGAAUCAAUUACGCCAAGAGAAAUGUCGCUUAGAACAAACAUUAGAACAAGAACAAGAAUGUCUUGUGAACAAGUUAAUGAGAAAAAUAGAAAAAUUGGAGGCAGAAACUCUUGCGAAACAAAGCAAUUUGGAACAGUUACGUAGAGAAAAGGUUGAGCUUGAAAAUACACUUGAACAAGAGCAAGAAGCUUUGGUCAAUAAAUUAUGGAAACGAAUGGACAAGUUAGAAGCGGAAAAAAGAAUGCUUCAAAUAAAAUUGGAUCAACCAGUAUCAGAUCCAACUUCUCCAAGGGAAAUUAAUAAUGGUGAUACUGCGACUAAUUUAAGUACACAUAUUCAAACAUUAAGAAGUGAGGUUGCACGUUUAAGGCAUACUUUAUUAAUAUCACAACAAGAACAUACGGAAAAAAUGCAACGUUAUGUUAACGAAGAGAAACAAAUACGCGAAGAAAAUUUAAGACUGCAAAGAAAACUACAAUUAGAAGUAGAACGUCGAGAAGCUUUAUGUAGACAUUUGUCAGAGUCAGAAUCUAGUUUGGAAAUGGAAGAAGAACGUCAUUAUAAUGAAAUCGUAAUGUCGGGUGGAAAUAUAAGAAAUCGCACGGUUUCUAGUCCCGUCCCGUAUAAUCCUUCGCCUAGUUCUUCUAGGCCACUCAGUCCAGGUAAUAAUGUAAUAGGUUCAGCAUCACGAGAAAAUUUCAAUACUAAUCGGUGUUAUGCGUGUGGUCAACCAACUACUCUUCCUUUUACUAGUUCAUCUCCUCCUUCUGGGGGACACAUAGUUCCACCAUCUACCAGGCGUACAUCUGAUAGAUUUGUUAAGCCAGCAAUUCCUCCAACUAUUGUGAAUCCUGCCGGUCCUCAGUUAACAAAUCCUACUGCUAAUACAACUGGAUCACCUAUGGAUAUUGCUAAAACAUAAAUAUUUGGGAUAUAUAUAUAUCAGUUGGUCCGAUAUCAUCAUCAUUUAUAUAUUAAUGAAAGGUACUUCUUUUAUUGGUGCAUUUGUACUAAUUACAUGAUUAUAUAUGAUAGAUGCAACCA
Messenger RNA from Vespa mandarinia (Asian giant hornet), 1666 nucleotides. Its product is annotated as coiled-coil domain-containing protein 6. The record is from RefSeq and is a predicted model, not a curated record. NCBI's taxonomy places the organism in Eukaryota, Metazoa, Arthropoda, Insecta, Hymenoptera, Vespidae.